AUGCCCGACAUCCAAGUUGAGCGCCCAGGCAACCCCGAACACGGCGACUUUGCUACCAAUUUGCCGCUUCGACUUGCUCGUGCAACCCGGAUCAAUCCCUUCGAGUUGGCGCAGGCGCUGGUGGCUCGCACACCUGAAAGCACCUCCAUCGGUCAGAUCGAAGCGGCCCCUCCCGGGUUCAUCAACUUCCGCCUCAAGGAUACUUGGCUGCAGGAACAGGUGGAGGAGGUGCGCCGGGCUGGCUCCACCUUUGGAAGCGUGGACACCGGGGCGGGACGCAAGGUUAUGGUGGAGUUUGUCAGCGUCAACCCCACCGGCCCGGUACACGUAGGCCACACCAGGGGCGCCGUUCUGGGAAGCGCGCUGGCCAACGUGUUGGAGGCCGCAGGUUAUCAGGUUACUCGAGAGUAUUACGUCAAUGACGCCGGCAGCCAGAUGGAGGCUUUCUAUCGCUCCGUACUGGCCAGGUACCGCCAGUCCUUCGGCCAGGACGCCUCGAUGCCCUCCAACGGGUACAUGGGGGACUACAUCUUAGACUUGGCAAUGGAAAUCGCCGGCGCAGAGGGUGAACGGUUCCUGAGCCAGGACGAGGACCAGGCCAUACGGGAAAUCGGCGACCUCAGCCGUGAGAGGAUGGUCGGACUCAUCCGGGAGGACUUGAGCAGGAUCGGCGUUGAGUUCGACAACUGGUUCAGCGAGCGCACGCUCUACACUAGUGGCGAAUACAACGAGACUCUGGACCAAUUGAGAGAGCAGGGAUACCUGUCCCAGCGGGAAGACGCGCUCUGGUUCAACUCGACCAUGCUGGGCGACGAAAAGGACAACGUCGUGGUGCGGUCGUCUGGAGAGCCAACUUACUUCGCCUCCGACAUCGCGUAUCACCACAACAAGUUCAUCGGACGCGGUUAUGACUCGGUGGUCGACAUCUGGGGAGCCGACCACCAGGGACACGUGCCCAGGAUGAAGGCGGCGGUGGAGGGACUGGGCAUCGACCCGGAACGGCUGACCAUUCUUAUAGCCCAGAUGGUCACCCUCAAGCGUGGGAGUGAGGUGGUGCGGGCCUCCAAGCGCACCGGUGAGUUCGUAACGCUUCGGGAACUGGCAGAAGAAGUGGGAAGCGACGCCUGCCGGUUCUUCUUCCUGUCGCGGACACCAUCGACCCAGAUGGAGUUCGACCUGGAACUGGCAAAGCAGGAGUCGUCGGAAAACCCGGUAUAUUAUGUCCAGUAUGCCCAUGCGCGUAAUGCUGGUAUUCUGACCCUCGCAGGUGAACGGAAUAUCGACUGGAGUUAUGGCGAUGUGACGCUCUUGACCCAUCCCAGCGAAUUGGCCUUGAUCCGGCACAUGGUUCGGCUGCCGGAACUGGUGCAGCAGAUGGCCAAGACGUUGGAGCCGCACCACCUGGCCCACUUCACGAUGGAGCUGGCCACCGCAUUCCACGGCUUUUACGAAAAUUGCCGGGUCAUAUCCGCUAACCCUGAGGACGCGGACGUAACCCUGGCCCGACUAAAACUCGUGGAAUCAGCCCAGAUCGUGUUCCGCCGCUCCCUCGAGAUGAUGGGCAUGCACGCUCCCGAACGAAUGUAG
Molecule: messenger RNA, 1587 nt
Organism: Geodia barretti
Lineage: Eukaryota; Metazoa; Porifera; Demospongiae; Tetractinellida; Geodiidae
Source: the annotation of a GenBank genome assembly